Molecule: messenger RNA, 873 nt
Organism: Ostreococcus lucimarinus CCE9901
Lineage: Eukaryota; Viridiplantae; Chlorophyta; Mamiellophyceae; Mamiellales; Bathycoccaceae
Exons: 1
Coding region: 1-873 (290 amino acids)
Biological process (GO): autophagy of mitochondrion; nucleophagy; autophagosome assembly
Cellular component (GO): cytoplasmic ubiquitin ligase complex; cytosol
Molecular function (GO): Atg8-family ligase activity
Source: RefSeq, a predicted model, not a curated record
AUGCACGCGCUGCGACACGCGGUGCACGGCGCGUACAAGACGACGAUGGAGGCGGUGACGCCGAUUCGGUCGUCGAGCGCGUUCGCGAGCGAGGGCGUGCUGACGCCCGAGGAGUUCGUCGCCGCGGGGGACGCGCUGACGCGCGCGUGCCCGACGUGGACGUGGACGACGGGACAGGGCGCGCGCGCGAGGACGUACCUGCCGCGGGAGAAGCAGUACCUGACGACGCGACGCGUGCCGUGCGCGCGAAGAGCGCGAGACGUCGAGGCGUACGCGGGCGCGGAGGAGGCGCUGACGGGCGAGGACGAGGGAUGGAUCGCGACGGGGGCGGGCGGGAGGAGCGAUGGCGCGACGAUGGAGGCGAUCCCGGAUUUGGGGGCGAUGACGCUCGAGGCGGACGCGGAGGACGACGCGGAGGACGAAUACGAAGACGAAGACGACGACGCGGUGGUCUUACCGACGGCGACGGCGAUCGCGAAAGAGGCGGCGGGGGCGAACGGGGAGAGGGACGAUGAAAAUAUCGUCAAGACGCGAACGUACGACGUGUCGAUCACGUACGAUAAAUACUAUCAAACGCCGCGCGUGUGGUUGAACGGAUACGACGAAAACAGACUGGUGUUGAAACCUUCGAAAACGUUGGAAGACAUCAGCGCCGAUCACGCGCAAAAGACGGUGACGAUCGAUCCGCAUCCGCACACCGGCGUGCCGUCGGCGUCGAUUCAUCCGUGCAAGCACGCGAGCGUGAUGAAAAAGCUCGUGAAUUCCGCGCGGGCGCAAAGCGGCGAAGCGCCGAGCGUCGAUUCCUACAUGUUCGUCUUUCUCAAAUUCAUCGCGUCCGUCGUUCCGACGAUCGAGUACGAUUACACUCUGUAA